GUUCUCUUCUCUUCUUCUUCUCUUUUCUAGUCUCUGUUUCCAAUCCACUUUUAUGGUGGUCUCAUGAAUGACCCAUAGUCACCUCUCACACUAGGCACGAACCCUCUACCCCAUUUGUCGUUUCUCUGCCACUCUGAAACCGACCCCAUUAAUGGCAGCCGCCUCCCCAUUGUUAUCUCCUUCUUCUUGACCUUCUUCCUUGUUCGUACUGCCAGUAAAUGCCUUCUCUGCGUCCCUUUCUGCCUUCUCUAUCCACCUUCUUAAUGGCUUACUACUUCCUUCAAUUCUUAAUCUUCACCCCACCACCAUCAUGGUAACUCUUCUCUACAUUGUCUUAAUGUCCGGAUUUCUCGCGAAAUCUGAAAAUCCCGGGCGCCGAGUACGUUGUAGUGUUGAAUCUUCAAGCUUCUCAUGUGGGUUCCCUAAUUCUUCGCGUAUUUUUUGCUUUUACAUGCUUGGUGGGUUCUUUAAAUUGGAAAGUUUGCAAUGAGUUCAUUUGCUCUACAUUGAGGCCUACACUACGAACGGUUUCUCGGCUAGACCUGAAAGUUAGAUAAAUCUUUCUUGGGUUCGUCCUGUUUCUUUAGAAAUCUCUCCAUUUUGAAAGUGAGGCAUGUUUCUCGACUCUGUUUCUUUCUUUCCCUUCUGAACUCCAAAAUUACAUUCUUUCUAGGGUUCUUUCCGCUUCGUGAAAUCUCUGGUCCUGAACUCGGAACUCGUCUGAAAUGGGGUUUCAGAACUGGUUCGCUGGAGCGUUUCUUUUGUGGGUCUUAUUUGUUUCGAAUACCCAUCAAUUACAAACCUCUCAAACUCAAGUCCUUCUCCAGUUAAGGAAGCAUUUGGAGAAUCCAUUUGCUCUACAAAUUUGGGAAAAUUACGGCGGCGAUUUGUGUAACGUUUCUUCCACCCUGCACAUGAGCAUAAGGUGCCACGACGGUUCUGUUUCUGAACUCAAAAUCAUGGGAGAUAAGCUUGCCAAGGUUAGUGAAUUCAAUGGAUUUGCAGUUCCCAACCAGACAUUAUCUGAGAGUUUCUCGAUUGAUUCGUUUGUAACUACACUGACAAGGUUAACUAAUUUAAGGGUUCUUAGUCUAGUCUCUCUGGGUAUUUGGGGGCCGCUUCCUGAUAAAAUUCAUCGCUUAUCUUCACUUGAACUUUUGGACAUGCGUUCAAAUUUCAUUUUUGGUACCAUACCGCCUCAGUUAUCUAGACUUGGGAAGCUUCAAAGCUUAACAUUGGAUGACAAUUUCUUCACUGAUACAGUCCCUGGUUGGUUGGAUUCUUUAUCAAAUCUCAAUGUUCUGAGCUUAAAGAACAACCGGUUGAAGGGUCAAUUUCCUUCUUCAAUAUGCAGAAUUCUAACCCUCACCGAUCUUGCUUUGGCACACAAUAAGCUUUCGGGGAAAUUGCCGGAUUUGAAUGCCUUAACUAGUCUACAUUUAUUGGAUUUGAGAGAGAACCAUUUUGAUUCUGAACUACCUCUAAUGCCCAAAGGACUGAUUACAGCUCUUCUGAGCAAUAAUUCAUUUUCUGGUAAGAUUCCCGGAGAAAUUGGAAAGCUAAGCCAAAUUCAACACCUUGAUCUGUCAUUCAAUCAUUUGAGUGGAACGCCGCCUUCUGCAUUGUUCUCCUUGCCAAACAUUAAUUAUUUGAAUCUAGCAACGAACAUGCUGGGUGGAGCACUUCCCAAUGAUCUGAGUUGCGCGGCCAAGCUUGGUUUUGUUGAUAUUUCUGCUAACAGAUUGAGGGGUGCACUUCCUUCUUGCUUGAAUAGUAGUUUGGAUGAUAGAGUUGUUAAGUAUGGUGGUAAUUGCUUGUCCACUGAUCUUCAACAUCGGCAUUCAGAUUCGUACUGCAGAGAAGUUGGCAUCGAUAGGAAAAGGUCAAAGUGGAACAAAAUAGGGGUAUUAAUUGGUGUUAUUGGAGGUGCAAUACUUAUAGUACUGGCGGCCAUUGGGCUUGUUAUUUUGUGUAGAAGAUACCGUUCCCGUGAAACAUUGGAGCAGCAUUCAUUGCCAAAGGUUCCACUGGAAACUUCACCAGCAGGGAUAUCCUCUGAACUCCUUGCAAAUGCCAGAUUCAUAUCUCAAGCAGCUAAACUUGGGACACAGGGUGCUCCAGCAUACAGGUUGUAUACACUAGAAGAGUUAGAAGCAGCCACGGAUAUUUUCAACAAGUCAAUGUUUCUGGGUGAAGGUUCUCUAGGGAAGCUUUAUAAAGGAACAUUGGAGAACGGCACUUGUGUUACCAUACGAUCUCUGGCUCUCUUCAGAAAGUACUCAGUUCGGAACCUUAAGUUUCGGUUAGAUUUGCUUUCAAAGCUUCGGCACCCACAUCUGGUUGGUCUUCUGGGUCAUUGCAUUGAUGAUGGCGGUGGACAGGACGAGACUACUGUUAACAGAGUCUUCCUUAUAUAUGAAUAUGUGCCCAAUGGGGAUUUUCGCAGUCAUCUCUCAGAGGAUUCUCCAGACAAGUUACUUGCUUGGCCAGACAGAUUGGCUGUUUUAAUCGGUAUUGCCAAGGCAGUGCACUUCCUGCAUGCUGGGGUAAUACCAGCCACCUUCAGCAACCGAUUAAAAACGAAUAACAUAUUGCUCGAUGAGCAUCGAAUUGCAAAGCUGAGUGAUUAUGGAAUGUCUAUCAUCACAGAGGACUUCGAGAAACUUGAGGGAAAGGGAGACAGCCAAAAAUCAUGGCACAUGACAAAGUUGGAGGAUGAUGUUUACAAAUUUGGCUUUAUAAUACUUGAAUCACUAGUGGGGCCUAUAGUGAGUGGAAAAGGAGAAGCAUUUUUGCUAAAUGAAAUGACAUCGUUUAGCAGCCAGGAUGGUCGCAGACGAAUUGUGGAUCCAAUUGUGUUAACCACCUCAACCCAAGAGUCCUUAUCCAUCGUGAUAUCCCUCACCAACAAAUGCAUAUCCCCCGAAUCAUCCACCCGACCCUCCUUCGAGGAUGUCCUCUGGAACUUGCAGUACGCAGCUCAGGUCCAGGCCGUGGCAGAUGCCGAUCAGAAAUCCGAUGCUGCGUCGCAGUCAUAGUCUCACGGCUUCGCAGCUGCAACUGUGCAAUCGCCUUCCGUCAUCUUGACAAGAAAGCAGAGCUACUUGCAAAUGGCUAUAGUGUCUAUGAAAGCAUUGCAUCUUCUGUAGAGUUGUAAAUAUCCUUUUCUUCUUUUAUUAUUCUUUUUCUGCUUAAACACAGGAGAGAUUUUAGAUCGAUCAGAGCCUCUCUACCUAUAUACACUUCACUUCAUAUACAAAGGGCAGCUUCCCAAUUGUCUGACCAGUUGGAGAAUUUCUUUGGUUGUUUCCACAGCUUAAAGUUGAAUAGUAGUUGAUUUAGACCAAAUGAUGGUAUUUGAGAUUAUGGUUCUGGCUCGAUGUUAUUUCUUUGGUUGUUUCCACAGCUUAAAGUUGAAUAGUAGUUGAUUAUGUUAUUUGACAAAAAGGAUGGGAUUGGCUCUCUUUGUAUAACAUAUGAAUGAACAAUGAAUGUGUGUAAUAA
Messenger RNA from Diospyros lotus (date-plum), 3504 nucleotides. RefSeq names its product probable inactive leucine-rich repeat receptor-like protein kinase At3g03770. NCBI's taxonomy places the organism in Eukaryota, Viridiplantae, Streptophyta, Magnoliopsida, Ericales, Ebenaceae. The transcript is spliced from 7 exons. The record is from RefSeq and is a predicted model, not a curated record. Bases 726 to 3038 code for a protein of 770 amino acids. Gene Ontology annotation, biological process: protein phosphorylation. Gene Ontology annotation, molecular function: protein kinase activity; protein binding; ATP binding.